Molecule: messenger RNA, 3235 nt
Organism: Gigantopelta aegis
Lineage: Eukaryota; Metazoa; Mollusca; Gastropoda; Neomphalida; Peltospiridae
Product: piggyBac transposable element-derived protein 4-like
Exons: 1
Coding region: 11-1684 (557 amino acids)
Source: RefSeq, a predicted model, not a curated record
AAAAACUGUCAUGGCGGAUGCAUCUAGUGACGGGAGUGACAUUGAAGCAGAAAACGAUUAUGUAGGCGAUAGUUUUACUGUAAUAGACGCAAAUGAAGAGUGGAUACACGAGAUGUUUGAAUCUGAUACCGACGGCGAUGAAGAAAACUGCGAUUUUGAUGGUUUCCACGAGGAAUGGAUUUACGAGGAAUUUUCUCAGAGGGCAAAAGCAAACCUAUUCAGAAAGAGGGCGGGUCUGCUUUGUGUCCAUCCAGAAGAAGCCGGUGCACUGGAUUAUUUUGAACUUUUUUGGGACUUGAACAUGUGGCAACACAUUGUGACCGAGACAAACAUUUAUGCCGAACAAGAACGAGACAAAAAUCCCCCACCAACCUACGCCCCUCAUUAUAGACCAACAGACAUUCCGGAAAUGAAAUCAUUCAUUGGAUUGUGUUUUGGGAUGGGAAUACUGAGGUUGCCUGCCAGAAAUGACUAUUGGCGUGUUGGAAAGUUUUUGUUCAAAACAAAUUACAACCACAUCAUGCCAAGGGAUACUUUUAACUUGUUGUGGCGUUAUCUGCAUCUACAGAAUAAUGAAGAAUUGGGACCCCAAGGAGAUAGAAAUGCCGACAAACUUUUCAAGAUCAGAUGGUUUGUAAACUAUCUGAAUGAAAAAUUCCAGUCUGUUUACAUGCCAUACGGACAGUUUUCUUUGGACGAGAGUAUGGUCAAAUUCAAAGGCAGAUUGGGAUUUCGACAGUACAUGCCUGCAAAACCCAUCAAAUGGGGAGUGAAAAUUUGGUCGGUGUGCGAAGCAGACACUGGUUAUUUGUACAACUUCCAAAUUUAUACCGGAAAAGAUAACGGAGUCCAGGAGAAAGGUCUGUCACACCGUGUUGUCAUGGAUUUGUGCACGCCAUUGUUUGGAACUAACGCUUGUAUUUACAUGGACAACUACUAUACAGGAAUUGAACUGUUUCACGAUUUGCAUGUACAUGGAAUCCAUGCUUGCGGAACAGUCAGGGCAAACCGAAAAGGACUACCAAACAGACUUUUGCCGAAGAAUACAAAGCUUCAAAAGCAUGAAUUCAAGUUAGCUCAGAAAGAUGAACUGACAUACUGCAUUUGGCAAGAUACCAAACCUGUUCUCUUCCUUUCAAAUUUUCAUUCUCCGGAUGAUACUGGAAUCGUAUCCAGAAGAAACAACGUCCGCCAAAAAGUGAACGUCACAACGCCAUCACUCAUCAGUGACUACCAGAUGAAUAUGGGAGGUGUAGAUCGCAUGGACCAGAUGAUUCACUACUACAUGAUAAAUCAUCGAUCUCACAAGUGGUGGAGGCGUAUAUUUUUCAGCCUGGCCAUGUCAUGUGCACAUAAUGCAUACAUAUGUGCCAAGGAUGAACAUCCGAUACCAUCGAUGAAUCGCUGGCCCAACUUCCAGGAUUUUAUCGAAGACUUAUCUGAGGAACUUAUUGGUAACAGCAGGGCAAAAAAGGCUGUCAAAGUGUGUAACAUUGAAAGGCCAGUGCUAGAACACAAGGUUGAAAAAAUUUUCACAAAAAGAAAAGUGUGUCGAGAGUGUUCAUUAGCGGCAUCAGGAAAGGGGCAGAGGCCAGGAGCUACAAAUUUUGGAUGUGUGCAAUGUCAGAUUCCUGUGCAUGUUGAAUGCCAGUCCAAGCACAUUAUGAGAUGUUACAGUGCCUGAACUGCUGUCAAAACAUUUGUGUACAUAUCAAGUGACAAACCUGUAUAUAUUUUCAUGUGAAUACUCGCCUGAACUUUUUUUCUUUCUUCUUUUUUUUGACAAUUCCAUGGAUUAUUGCAGUGUAAAUAGUGUGUAUGUGCUCUUGGAAAAUCAACCUGGAUACAUGUUUUGAUCAGUAAGUGUAUAAUAAAUUAUUUGUCUUACCAUGAAUGAAUUCAGUGAAGUUUUAUUAUUUUGGAUCAUAAUGAUGUGAUGUGAAUCGUUUGCUUGCAGUAUAGGCACUUUUGACACGUCGACUUGAAUUUAUUAUAACUCCAUUAUUUAUUGGUGUAUCUUAGAUAUUUUUACAUCAUAAUGUAGAUAAUUGAAUUGCCUAUAAUUAAUACACUGACAAAUCACCUCUUUUAGCAUGUUUUCAUUCAGAUAUUUUGACAUCAACACAAUUUUAAUUUUUUUUACUACCAUAUUAUGGUAUAUAAUAUAUAUAAUAAAAUAUAAAUAUUGCAUAAAAUUUAUAAUAAAGUACACAGUUAUAAAGGGCAUUCAAUUCCAAACAAAAUGGUAUUUUCAUUUAUAUAUAUAACUUGAUAAAUAAAUAUUUUAUGGCAAUUUAUAGUAAACAGCGAAUUCCCACAUGCAUUUCCAGAAAUUCCAGAAAUUCUCAGAUAUUGGAGGUCACAUUCACAUGUGGGUUGCAGAAUGAAAAGAGUUAAGUUCAUAUGAGACUUCAAAACACCAGUCUUGUUUUCCACCAUAAUGCUGUGAAAUCUCUGGCCAAAUUCUUUCUGAGGUUUAACUUUUAUGAAAUCUAAUAACACUGUAGUCUGCUUGCUAAUCUUGUAGCUUGUUUGGCAAGCAACCAUCAUAUUUGACACAAAUGUGUGGUCUGAGAGUAUCUGAACUCACUUAUUUUCAUAGAUUUUUGAGCACAGUCCAAUCCAACAUAUUAAAGAAAUAAACAAAAAAGCUUCAUCAACUCUCCAUCCAUUCCCCAGCAUCAUAAACAGAGUCACUGCAUUAUGUACCACGCAACUUUCAUAUCCAUAUUAUGUUCUCCAUGAAGAAAUAAUAAAUGAUUAUUAAUAUAUUGAUCAAAUCUUUAUGAUAACUAAGUACUUUAUUUCUAAAGAAGAUUAUGACAAUUCAGAUCAGAUUUAAUCACACACAAAAAAAGUAAACCAACAUUCUACUUUAUAAUAAAUAGCAGAUGAAAAAGAAAAGUUGUUAUUUCAGCAAUAAGGAAGAAAUAUUAAUUAGUAUAGUACACACCUCUACCACAUACGAUCGAGACAAUAAAAGAAAGGUAAGAAAAGCUACUAAAUGGAAAGAAUACAUGUAUAUACAAUGUGCAGUCAUGUAUUUUUUUUAAAUGCACAGAGACACAUAAUUUUAAAACAUUUUAAAAUAUAUAUAUAUACUAGUAUAUAUAUAUAUAUAAGAGUAGAUUCUUUUUUCAGUGAAGCAUGACACCCAAAAAAGACUAUCUUUUUGAAAUGAAGAAUACGCACACACCACAAGCCAAAGUAUAAUACUGCUUACCUUUUCAAUGAA